Capsaspora owczarzaki ATCC 30864 is the source of this 1938-nucleotide messenger RNA. RefSeq names its product aspartokinase. Gene Ontology annotation, biological process: amino acid biosynthetic process. The coding region runs from base 133 to 1818 and encodes 561 amino acids. The transcript is spliced from 7 exons. NCBI's taxonomy places the organism in Eukaryota, Filasterea, Ministeriida, Capsasporidae. The record is from RefSeq and is a predicted model, not a curated record. Gene Ontology annotation, molecular function: aspartate kinase activity.
CGCGGUUUUUUUUUUUCUAAUCUUUGCUGGAGGUAGCAUUUUACGAAAAAAAGUCUCGCUCGCCCAACUGCACAACCACCAAACCACUCAUCACAAGCCAAGGAACAAGACAAAGAACAAUCCGAAUCGAUAAUGGCGGAUGUCCCAGCGAGUGCACCGGCCGAGAUUGUCGUGCUCAAGUUUGGCGGCACGAGCGUCGGCAGCGGGCAGCGGAUGCUCGACGUAUGCGAGAUUGUGCGGGCGGCAUUCAAGCCUGCUGCGGCCGCUGCUGCUGCGCUUCUUGGAGAAGGAGACCCGACCUCGGCCCAGGGUGAUGGGCAGGAUGCUCCGAGCGGCUCCGUGGUGCGUGGCGAGCGACCCAUUGUGGUCUUGUCUGCCAUGUCCUCGUAUGUCAAGCUCGAGGGCACCACGUCCCGGCUGAUGGAGGCCGCGACCUGCGCUGUUCAAGGCGAUCUGCGUCAAUGCAUCAAGGUGCUGAACAAGGUCAAGUCGACCCACUUGGUAGCGAUUCACGAGGCCCUUGGCGAGUCGUCAAUGGCGCAGACGAUGCAGGAGGUGGUGAAUGAAGAGCUCGACCAGCUCAAGUCCUUCCUCGAAGCUAUCAGCGUCAUCCAUGAGAUAUCACCAAGAUCCCACGACGUCAUUAUUAGCCUCGGAGAGCGCCUGUCUGCCAAGCUCUUUGCGGCGGUGCUCAAGGAAAAGACCCAGUUGAACGCUGUCUUUGUCUCGCUCGAGCAGAUUCUUGAUCCCAAGGUGGAUGCGACCGGCCAAGGCUCCUCUGUGAUUGGUGUUCAGGCCGCAGCCUCGGGACAUUUGCGAGACCAGUCGUUUUACGACUUGAUCAAAACGCGCAUGGCUGCCGUCAUUCAAAGCCACCUACAAGCGCCUGAUGUUGUCCCCGUGGUUGGAGGCUUCUUUGGGUUUGUUCCAGGCGGUAUUGUUGAAACAAUCGGUCGCGGCUACACUGAUUUCACUGCCGCACUUAUUGCAGCGGGAGUGCAAGCAAAAGAGCUUCAAAUAUGGAAGGAGGUGGACGGCAUCUUUUCCGCAGACCCUUCCAAAGUCAAGACUGCCAAGGUGCUUCCUCGCAUCUCGCCCGGAGAAGCAGCCGAACUGACCUUCUAUGGCUCAGAGGUCAUCCAUCCCUUCACAAUGGAGCAGGUGGUGCGCGGUGGCAUCCCGAUUCGCAUCAAAAACACCUUCCGGCCGCACCUUCCUGGCACUGUGAUUGAUCCCAAUGCGUUCGAGCCCAUCUCGAAGCGCGGAGCGGUUGCUGUCACGGUCAAGGACAAUGUGACUGUCGUCACCCUGCGGUCCAACCGAAAACUGGGCUCGAUCGGCUUUCUUGCGUCUGUUUUUAGUAUUAUGGCCAAGUAUGGUCUUGAGAUUGAUCUCGUUUCCACCUCUGAGGUUGACGUCUCCAUGACAAUCGCCAAGUCCCGAAAUCUGGAUCUGGCAAAGCGCGAGCUCGAAGCAAUCGGCACCGUGUCUGUGCACAGCGAGCUCGCCAUCUUGAGCCUGGUUGGUUCUCACAUGAAGUCGACCAUUGGUAUUUCUGGCACCAUGUUCACCACGCUAGCCAAGAAUGCCAUCAAUAUUGAAAUGAUUUCUCAAGGUGCCUCGGAAAUCAACAUUUCCUGCGUCAUCAACCGCUCACAAGCGCAACUGGCCAUGCGCUGCGUCCAUGACGAGCUUGUUAUCGCCGCCAACGAUGCCUGGGCUCCGUGCUCCAGCUCCACGUCAGACACCCCGUCUCCGUCCCCAUCGCGCUCGCCACCCCCGGUCGAGGCCAUCACGAAAGACGGCCAAGCGGCUUAGAAUGUACCUUAUGUUUUGCGUCAAAGCGAUUCGAGCGGAUUGAUUGAACCCUGUCCUUGUAUUUGUGAAUUGCAGUGUGUGUGUGUGUGUCUACUCGAGUGAAUAAACACUGCUUCAACA